AUGGAGAAGUUUGCAAAGUUUAUAGAACUCAUGGAGGUGGUAGACUUACCUAUAGGAAACAAAUUUACAUGGAUUAACUCUAAUGGUAAAACCAGAAGCAGAAUCGACAGAAUACUGCUCUCAAAAGGGAUUUUAUAUCAGUGGAAGGUUGUGGCUCAAGUUACAGGCAACAGGGAUAUCUCUGAUCACAGGCGGGUUUGGUUGAAAUCAAGCAUUCUUGACCGGGGUCCUAAGCCAUUUAAGGUCUUUAAUAGUUGGUUCGAACAUGAAGAUUUCCUCAAAUUUGUAAGGCAGCAAGGGGAAUCUUUCAAAGUGCAGGGGAGUAGUGCAUUCAUACUGAAGGAAAAACUCAGGAGGUUGAGGGAUAGUUUGAGAGGGUGGAAUAACAGGGUAUUCAAACGUCUUGACCUGCAUCUCGAAGAAGAAGUAAAACUGCUUAAUGAAUUAAAGAGUGAUGGUAUGAGUAUUAAUAGUCAGUUAUCUCAGGAAGUUAAUGCUAGAAGGAAAAAAUCCCAGGACAAUAUAUGGAGGCUUCUACAACACAAAGAAAUCAUGAUUAAACAAAAGGCAAGGCUCAAGUGGAUCAAGGAAGGAGAUAACAACACCAAGUAUUUUCAUUCAGUCCUAAAGACAAGAACACGAAAAAACACAAUUGUCUCGAUUCAAUCGGAUCAAGGGAGACUAGAAGGUGUUGAGGAGGUGAAGGAGGGUGUGAAGAAAUUCUUCGAGCAAAGAUUCAAAAAGCAAUGUACUCCUAGACCCAGGUUGCAAGGGUUAGAAUUCAACAAACUUAAUGAUGUGGAGAGGUUGGCACUGAAGGAAAAGUUUUCAAGGGAGGAAAUUAGAGAGGUGGUGUUUGGAUGUGAGGGAGAUAGAAGCCCUGGACCUGAUGGGUAUAACCUAUAA
Messenger RNA from Vicia villosa (hairy vetch), 906 nucleotides. RefSeq lists its product as uncharacterized. The transcript has a single exon. The coding region runs from base 1 to 906 and encodes 301 amino acids. The record is from RefSeq and is a predicted model, not a curated record. Lineage: Eukaryota; Viridiplantae; Streptophyta; Magnoliopsida; Fabales; Fabaceae.